CUUGUUCCUGAUCUGCCUGACCUUGAUGUGGCAGUCGAGUGUUAUGGGGCUCGGUGACAAGUGGUCUCGACUGGCAGCUUUAACUGUUAAACGUAGUAGCUACGCGGGGCUAGCAUUUUCUGUCCCGAUAUUCGGCUCUCUCGUCUACUAUGUUUACUUACACAAUGAUAGUAAACGAGCAGUUUACAAUCAUAUUUUAACAGCCAAAAGAUUCCUGAGAGCUGUUUAUACUGGGACUCUUAUUUCACUAGACUAUAAAUGGACUAUGACCGUAUAUCCACAUGCAAGUAAAGUCCGUUUAUAUAUGUUUUUGUGUUGUCCUGUAUCUUUAGGGUUCUAAACACUAUCAUGAUGAACUGACGAAAUGUCAUCAAAGAGCAGCAGACAGAAUAUUACAAGGUUGUCUUCAUAAUGGAGGUUUAUAUAUUAAGAUGGGACAGGGUUUAGCUAGCAUGAACCAUGUCUUACCUAUUCAGUACACGGAAACGUUGGAAAAGUUGCAUGACCAGGCACUUGUACGUUCAACGGACGAAAUAUAUCGAAUAUUUAUGGAAGAUUUCGGAAAACUACCUUCUGAAUUAUUUGCUAGUUUUGAGUAUAAGCCAUUGGCUGCGGCUAGUUUAGCUCAAGUGCAUCGUGCUGUUACACAUUAUGGUGAACAGGUUGCAGUGAAAGUUCAGUAUGAAGAUUUACGUGAUCGAUUUGAUGGUGACUUGAUAACCCUUGAAUUACUUUUGAAAUUAGUUGAAAAAAUGCAUCCUAAUUUUGGAUUUGCUUGGGUUUUGCAAGAUAUGCGCGAAACAUUAGCCAAAGAACUUGAUUUUGAAAAUGAAGCAGAUAAUUCUGUUCAAUGUUCUAUCGAUUUAUCAGACCUUGGGACUUUAGAUAAAAAUGGCUCUGUCCAUGUACCUUGGGUUGAUCGUAAACUUACCAGUAAACGUGUUCUUACUGCUGAAUUCAUUGAUGGCAUUAAAAUUAAUCAAGUGGAUGCUCUACGUGAUGCUGGAUUUUCGUUAUCUGAGUUGGACAGUUUAUUAGUACGUACAUUUAGUCAUCAAGUAUUUUGUACCGGUUUUGUACAUGCUGAUCCUCAUCCAGGCAACUUGUUAGUACGACAUAAACCUCAAAUUAAAUUGAAUGUUUUCCGGAAAAUUAAAUCAUCCAUUCACUUUAUUCCACAUCUCAUAUCUAGUGCGAUAUUAUGGAUAGGAUUUUUAUGCUAUUUCCCUUUUAGUAUCGUGCAGAAAUUAACAAAUCCUCAUCAUAAACUCACAUAUCCAAGUCGAAAUACUACUGAAAUUCAGUUAGUACUUUUAGAUCAUGGUCUAUAUGAUACAUUGCCAUGUGAUAAGCGUAAAGCUCUUUGUAAAAUGUAUCAAGCUAUAUUAGACUCUAAUGAGUUAUCAAUGAGAGAAGCUUCUUCCUUUCUGGGCGUUGAAGAUUGGUCUACUUUCGGAGAGGUUAUUGUGCAAAGACCUUGGCGUCGUCAAACUCUUAGGUUACCGUCACAGCUUUCAGCAGCUGAUAAAGCUUAUAUACGAGCUACAGCAGUGGAACAUUUUGAUCGAGUUAUGUCGGUUCUUGAACAGAUACCACGUCCAAUGCUUCUAUUUAUUAGUUUUAUUUAAUUGUAGGAAUUUAAAUCUUAUUCGUUCUAUAUGUCGUUCACAUGGUGAUCCAGUUGAUCGUCAUUCUUUAAUGAUAGGUAGUGCCGUUCUUGGUAGUAGAAUUACAACUUCAUAUUCUGGAAAGUUAAUUCCUUUAUCAUGGAAGGAUAGAUUAGAGGUGAAUAUUAUACUGCAACGGUAUUAUUGGAAAUUAAGAUAUGAAAUGUUAUAUGUAUGGAUUGAAGGUUUAAUCUACCAAUUAUUAUAUGCUAUAGGUCAGGCACCUGAUAUAAAAGAGUUAUCAUCAUUGUAUAAUGCUUCAGUUCCUAAAAGUUUAUCAGCUAACAUUUAACUCUUAAUCUUAUCAAAUAUAUAUAUAUACAUAUAUAGAGAAACGAUGAUCAAUUUUAUGCAAGAAAGAAGUCAUUACAUUAUUAUUUUCAGAGGAAAAAAAGGUGCCUUCAUAUUAUUAAUUUAUUCAAAUUAAUAUUUAUUUUAUGCUUAAUCGUUUAUCAUUUCUUCACUCUCUAUCCUUGGUCUUUUACAGUGUUCUCUUUUCAUUUUUGUAACUUGUUUCAAUCGUUUGUUUAUGUGUUCAUAAUUGACUCAUGUAAUUUCUGUAAAUAUAUCCUUCUAUUGAACAUGUGUAGAUCAUUGAUAAAAAUAUAUUAAUUUAAUGUCCAUUAACAACUGUAUUACCACUUUUUAUGCUUGAAUAAUGCUUCAUACUUAUAAAUAGUAUAAUUUUUAGUUUAAAUUUAUUGACAUCUUCUAUUCAGUCCAAUCUAAUGUUCGUGCUCAUUGUUUUCUAUGGUACACAAUACAUAA
Messenger RNA from Schistosoma turkestanicum, 2435 nucleotides. The record is from the annotation of a GenBank genome assembly. Lineage: Eukaryota; Metazoa; Platyhelminthes; Trematoda; Strigeidida; Schistosomatidae.